Molecule: messenger RNA, 750 nt
Organism: Haemonchus placei
Lineage: Eukaryota; Metazoa; Nematoda; Chromadorea; Rhabditida; Trichostrongylidae
Source: the annotation of a GenBank genome assembly
AUGACAAGCGUGGACGAUUUAACCAAGCAAUUGCAAGAAUUACCCAACUGGGGUAAGGCUGCAGUGGCAGGUGGCUUGGCUCUUCUUCUCUAUAUUCCCUAUCGAUGGCUGACUACAGCCCCAAGAAAAAGCCCUAUUAAGGAGGACUGGAAGAGUGGAGUCGUCUAUCUAUACCAGUUUCCUCGAACAAAACUCCUUCCAAGUCCAUCUGCCCCAUGUCUCAAAGUGGAGACCUGGCUUCGUAUGGCAGAGAUACAAUACGAGAACAUCCCUUGUUUGCUUUCUCCACGUUCUAAGGAAGGUACUUUGCCAUUCGUCGAAUUUGAAGGAGUGGAGUAUCCAGAUUCGUCAUUCAUUAUUCGCGAUCUUACUCGACUACUUGGAGUGAAACUGGAAGAUCACCUAAACGAUGAGCAAAAGGCAGUUUCUCGGGCAUUCGAAGAGUUGGCGCACAAUUCGCUGAUGGCUUCUCAUAGACUAUUCAGACUGGAAAACAUUACUCAGUUUACCGAACUACUUCCGCCAAAUCUCUUCGGCUUCUUCCAUCCAAUCAUCGUCAUGCUUUUUAAGCGAAGCUAUGUCAGCAAGACGGCUUCGAUGUUGACAUGGACAGGCAUUGGAAAGCACAGCCGCGAAGAGCAGAUUGGUAUAGGAAGUGACGAUAUUCGUGCCAUCAGCAAGUAUCUCGGUACCAAGCACUAUUUCUGUGGUUUCAAACCAACAAGGCAUGGCAGCAAAAAUGGAAAUUAA